Molecule: messenger RNA, 720 nt
Organism: Arxiozyma heterogenica
Lineage: Eukaryota; Fungi; Ascomycota; Saccharomycetes; Saccharomycetales; Saccharomycetaceae
Gene: MRPS17
Product: mitochondrial 37S ribosomal protein uS17m MRPS17
Exons: 1
Coding region: 1-720 (239 amino acids)
Biological process (GO): translation
Cellular component (GO): ribosome; mitochondrion
Molecular function (GO): structural constituent of ribosome
Source: RefSeq, a predicted model, not a curated record
AUGGCAAGACAAAAUUUCGUUGGUAUUGUUGUAUCCCAAGGGAAGAUGCAAAAAACUGUUAAAGUACGGGUUGAAAGAAGAGUUUUCAAUAAGAAGAUUAAUAAAGAAUUGUUGAAUCGUAAAGAUUACUUGGUUCAUGAUGAAAAUGAAAUAUCCAAAGAAGGUGAUAUGGUUCGUAUUGAGGCCACUCGACCAUUAUCCAAAAGGAAAGCAUUUGCCAUUGCCGAGAUUUUAAAAAAUAAAGGUCAACAAUUUGCACAUUUUGAAACUAUGGCAAAAACGGAUGUUUUAAAAGAAGAAGCUAUUAAAUCUAAGGAAUUCUUAGAUAGAAGGGCCAAACAAAAAGAAAGUGAUAGCAAUAUGAUUAAAGAUAUUCGAUCCUUACAAUUGAUUUAUAAUCAAAAUAAAAAUGGAGUGGAACUAUCUCCAGAGAGUAGCAAAGAAUUGAAAAGAAUUAAGGAUAAAUAUGGUAUUCAAGAAUUUUCUCCAGAUUCAUUAAAGAAAUUACUAAAUUUGAAUUUAUUGGCUAUUGAAUCAGAUCUAGAAAAACAGAGAGCUAAAAUUGAAACCAUUCAGAAAAAUUUGGCAAUUUUAUUGAAGGAUGAGCCAAAGGCUUUUGAAUUUCUUCAAAAGCAUGGUGUUGAAAAUCCAAGCUCAUUGCAAAAAAAUAUUAGAAAAAAUUUGAUUAGAAAAUACUUAUUUAAGGAAAUACAAUUAUGA